UCCUGCUGGCAGCGCCCCUCCUCUGAUCAGCUGUCACUCAGGGUUACCAUGGCGACACUACCGCCUCCAUAAAAGAAAGUGAGCCUGCGUCCACACGUGCACACACAUGCACGCCCACACUUUCUAUCCUUUGGAGAGGAGUCCGGAGUUUUGAGCCGCAACAGCCAAUGUCUCUGAAUGAAAACAUUACCGAGUUCACCUCCAAACUCUCCCCAGCUGCGGACGCAUGUGUGGGACUGACCAUCCUCUCCGUCGUUCUGCUCUCUGUUCUCGGCAAUGGGCUGGUCCUGGUCAUCUGUUACCGCAGGAGGAAGAAGCUGGUGGGCACGGAGCUGCUGUGCGUCAACCUGGCCUUGGUCGACUUCCUCUGCUGUAUCUGCUUCUACCCGCUCUCUGUCGCGUCCUCGUUCCACCACUCGUGGCUGGGGGGGAACGUCACGUGCGUCUACUACGGCUUCGGCUGCUUCAUCUUCGGACUGUGCGGCAUGUACACCGUCGCCGCCAUCAGCGUCACACGCUACCUGAAGACCUGCCACAGCUUGCUUCACACCGUGCAGUCGGGUAGAACUAACAUCCGCAUAGUGUGCUGCGCCGCCUGGGCGGUCGCCAUCGUGUGGUCCAGCUUGCCCCUCUUUGGCUGGGGCAAGUACGUCCCCGAGCCGUAUGGACUGUCCUGCACCAUCGCCUGGAGGGGUUACCACACCUCGGCAAAGGACGCCUUCUACGUUAUCUGCACCUUCGCCAUCUUCACACUGGUCCCCAUUCUCCUCAUCGUGGUGUCCCAGUGUCAGAUCCUCAACCAGGUGUCCAGCUUCACCGACUCGAUGUCUGCCAGAGGCAUCCACAACAACCUGCGGCACACUGAAAAACGGCUCUCUAUGAUGUUUUUCUGCAUCAGCCUGGGUUUUGUGAUCGCCUGGGCCCCGUAUACUGUUGUGUCCUUCCUCUUCAUUUUCCACAAGGAGCACAGGUACAUGGCUCCCGGUGGCUUCGUUUUCCCGGCCCUCUUCGCCAAAAGCUCCCACAUCUGCAACCCUCUCAUCUACUUCUACUUCAACAAGACUUUCAAGCGGGAGCUGCGCUAUCUGCUCCUCUCGAUCUACUCUAAGCUCGGGGUGAACCAAGUGGGGGUCCACAUCGGUGCGGGCCACCAGGCCCCGAUCCCCAUUAACAUUCAGCUCCAGGAACGAGGCUUCGUCCAAAAGAGGAACUUUGGCUUGUCUCAGGACAGAACUCACAGUAAGACCAAGAGCAAAGAAAAAGUGGUGAACACCGAUGGCAGUCGGCCGGUGUAUGUCUGCUGGGGCUCCAAGUACACAGACUCCAACAAUAAAUUUGCCAAAGACUGCCCACCUGUCUCUAUAUGACUUGUGAAUACAUGACAAAUUAAGGUUAAAUCACAGACAAGCUGGUCCUGUGUUGUGUCAAAUAAUCAGGCUGCAUGAUAAUCUGGGAGGGAGCAUGGCUGGAGCUGUGUGCAGUUCCAUUUAGGCGAAGUGCUAGAGAAGUGCUCAGUUUUCAUUGUGCGGGAUUGUUUUAACCAUGUUCUGAUAUUUUUGAGUAAAGAUGAUUAAUCAUUGAUAAUAAAAGUUGUGAGUUGCA
Pleuronectes platessa (European plaice) is the source of this 1602-nucleotide messenger RNA. It is a transcript of the gene opn8c, whose product is annotated as opsin 8, group member c. Gene Ontology annotation, cellular component: membrane. Gene Ontology annotation, molecular function: G protein-coupled receptor activity. The transcript is spliced from 4 exons. The record is from RefSeq and is a predicted model, not a curated record. Lineage: Eukaryota; Metazoa; Chordata; Actinopteri; Pleuronectiformes; Pleuronectidae. Gene Ontology annotation, biological process: G protein-coupled receptor signaling pathway. The coding region runs from base 168 to 1367 and encodes 399 amino acids.